Passer domesticus (house sparrow) is the source of this 3798-nucleotide messenger RNA. RefSeq names its product zinc finger protein 286A-like. The record is from RefSeq and is a predicted model, not a curated record. Gene Ontology annotation, biological process: regulation of transcription by RNA polymerase II. Bases 550 to 1713 code for a protein of 387 amino acids. The transcript has 2 exons. Gene Ontology annotation, molecular function: RNA polymerase II cis-regulatory region sequence-specific DNA binding; DNA-binding transcription factor activity, RNA polymerase II-specific. Lineage: Eukaryota; Metazoa; Chordata; Aves; Passeriformes; Passeridae.
GCCUGGACAUGUUGGCAGCUUGGACAGGGGGGACCCAUGGAUACCCCAGGACUCUGAAACAGGGACCCCGGACAGUGCUGACCCCUGGGAUGCCUAUGAUGCCAAAGUGGUGAGCCCAGAGAAGGGGAACCUGCGGGAUUGCCAGGAGCCCCAGCAGCCCAGAAAGGGGAACACCAAUACAAACCUGACCCGCAGCAACCCAGACAGGGGGGCCUCCAGGAGCCCAAAGUGGAGAGACCAGAGAGGGGAAACCCAGGGUUGGGUCUUUUUGCUGACUCUUGGUCAUUUGUGUAUUUUGGGGGACUGAAUCUCGGUGUUUUGGAGGUUUACAUGGGCACCAGAUUCCCGGUGACUUCUAGAGUGUGGAGGCGCAGGGGCCCAACAUUGGAACUGUAAUACCUCAGGGCAAAGGUGACCAGGGUCAGAGAGACACCCCUCUGAGGACAAUGGUCUCACCACAAGCAUUUGCAGGCUCACGUGAAUGCAGCAGGCUUCAUUGGUAUCACCCAGUCCAGCUGCCCUUUUUUCCUUAUAUGUACUCCCCCUAGAAUGUUCUCCCCUCUCUUGUCCCCCAUUGGUCCCGGUUUACUGCAAUGCUCCGCCCCUGUUACCUCAUUGGUUCCCCAGUGGGCUGCCCCUCCUCUGCACCACCUGUGCUCAGUUCCCAUUGGCCCUUGGCCCUCAGACCCGCCCUUUUCCCCCUUAUCAAACCCUGUGUCCUCAGCCCCAUUUUGUCUCUGUCUCUGCACCUUCUACAUUGCAAUAAACUGCGUUUGGAGCUGUGCGCACAGACCCGUCUCUGGCCUUGUCCAUCAGCAGGUUAAGCAAGCAUGCUCCGGGCUCUGGGAGUGCAGGUUGCUCACCAGGGCUCAUUGUGGAUGUGCCACAACACCAGAGAUGGACUUGGGCAGGAGGAACCCCCUAACCCAAUGUGCUCAUACAUUGUAUUUUUCCCCAAACCAGGACUUCUCAUUCCCAAACCUUGGCCAGAUGGAGGAGGAGGCUGUGAGGAAGAGGAAGAAGCCCUGGGACACGCAGGCAGACAAGGAGCUGAGGAUGGAGAGCAGGGAGGACAAAUGCCCACAGAAGAACCCCAUGGAAGAGGCUGUUCUGAGCAGCUCGACGGCACAGGAAUCCAACAGAGAGGGAAAGCUCCAGAGAUCGCACAGGAGGAGGGGCUCCAAACCCAGCCCAGGGUGCUCUGAGGAGGAAAGACCCACCCUGAACCAGGAAGGUGGACAGAGCUUCAGCCAGAGCUCAGAGCUGGUGAUCCAUGAGCAGCCUCAUGAUGGAGAGAAGCCCUACAAGUGCUUGGAGUGUGGGAAGAGCUUCAGGCAGAGCAGCACUCUGAUCCACCACCAGAUGAUCCACACCGGGGAAUGGGCCUACGAGUGUGGGGAGUGUGGGAAGGGCUUGAGGUGCAGCUCAGAACUCGUCACCCACCAACGCAUCCACACUGGGGAGAGGUCCUACGAGUGUGCCCAGUGUUGGAAGAGGUUUCACACCAGCUCCAGUCUCCUCAUACAUGAGCGGAUUCACACAGGUGAGAGGCCCUUCCGCUGCCCCGACUGCGGGAAGGGCUUCAAGUACAUCUCCCCUCUCGUCAGGCACCAGCGCAUCCACAGUGGGGAGAGGCCCUACGAGUGUCCCCAGUGUGGGAAGAGCUUCACCCAGAGCUCUGACUUGAACAGACACCUACGGAAGCACCGGUAAGGCAAGCCCUGCAAAUGUCCCUGAGGGGAGAGCUUCGUGCCUGGCUCCAGCUUCAUACCCAAUUGGAGGACCCACGUUGGGAAGAGACCUGUGAUCUAUGUUCACUGUAAUGUUCAUAAAUCUAUGGGACCUGACGGGAUCCACCCCAGGGUAAUGAGAGAGCUGGCAGAUGAGCUUACAAAGCCAGUCUCCAUAAUUUACCAACAGUCCUGGCUCACUGGUGAGGUUCCGGAAGACUGGAAGCUGGCCAAUGUGACACCCAUUCACAAAAAGGGUGCAAAGGAGGAUCCUGGUAAUUAUAGACCAGUCAGUCUGACCUCAGUACCUGGCAAAAUAAUGGAAGAGUUUAUAUUAAGUGCCAUCAUGAAGAAUUUACAGGAUGGCCAGGGUAUCAGACCCAGUCAGCAUGGCUUUAGGAAGGGUAGGUCAUGUUUAACCAACCUGGUCACCUUUUAUGACCAGGUAACCCGCCUAGUGGAUGCAGGGAAGGCUGUAGAUGUUGUUUAUUUGGAUUUCAGCAAGGCCUUUGACACUGUCUCCCACAGCAUACUCCUAGAUAAGCUGACAGCCUGUGGCUUGGACAGGAACAUUCUGUGCUGGGUUAGGAACUGGCUGCAUGGCCGAGCCCAGAGAGUGGUCGUGAAUGGUGCUGCAUCCAGCUGGAGGCCAGUCACCAGUGGUGUCCCUCAGGGGUCUGUGCUGGGGCCAGUUCUGUUUAAUAUUUUUAUUGAUGAUAUGGAUGAGGGUUUAGAGUCUUUCAUUAGUAAAUUGGCAGAUGACACUAAGCUGGGAGCAUGUGUCGAUCAGUUAGAGGGACAGAGAGCUUUGCAGAGGGACUUGGAACGGUUGGAUGGAUGGGCAGAAUCCAAUGGGAUGAAGUUCAACAAGUCCAAGUGCCGAGUCCUGCACUUUGGCCACAAUAACCCCCUGCAGCAUUAUAGGCUGGGGACAGUGUGGCUGGACAGUGCUCAGGUGGAAAGGGAGCUGGGGGUGCUGGUUGACAGUCGGCUGAACAUGAGCCUCCAGUGUGCUCAGGUGGCCAAGAAGGCCAAUGGCAUCCUGGCCAGUAUGAGGAAUAGUGUGUCCAGCAGGAGCAGGGAGGUCAUUCUUCCCCUGUACUCGGCACUGGUGAGGCCACACCUAGAGUACUGUGUCCAGUUCUGGGCCCCUCAGUUUAGGAGGGACGCUGAGAUGCUUGAACGUGUCCAAAGGACAUCAACGAGGCUGGUGAGGGGCUUGGAACACAAGCCAUAUGAGGAACGACUAAGAGAGCUGGGAUUGUUUAGCCUGGAGAAGAGAAGACUCAGAGGUGACCUUAUCACUCUCUACAACUUCCUGAAGGGUGGCUGUGGUGAGCUGGGGGUCAGUCUCUUUCUCCGGGCAACAACAGAUAGAACAAGAGGACACAGUCUCAAGCUGCGCCAAGGGAGAUACAGGUUAGACCUAAGGAGGAAGUUUUUCACAGAAAGAGUGGUCAAACACUGGAAUCAUCUGCCCAGGGAGGUGGUAGAGUCACCAUCCCUGGAUGUGUUUAAAAGGAGACUGGAUGUGGCACUUGGUGCCAUGACCUAGUUGAGGUAUAGGAUAGGAUGGGUUGGACUCGAUGAUCUUGAAGGUCUCUUCCAACCUAGAAAUUCUGUGAUUCUGUGAUAAUCCAUGCUGGGAAGACACCUGUCCCUUUAACUGCCCCUGCAAAUGACAUGAUGUGGCAUUGAAGAACAUGAGGAUCUGGCUAGAGCCAUGUCAUUAUAUCCACUCCCUCCUCAGGUCAUUGCCAGAGGCAGGAAAGGGUCUCCCUCUCCCUGAGGAGAAGGGUGUCCUUCCCAGGCCGGAGGAAAUAUGUGGCCAGGAUGAUCCAGUGAGUUGUGUUUUGGUUUUCCCUGUAAAUAGUUUUUCUUUUCCCUUCUGUUACCGGUAUUGUUUCUGGUUUUGUUUGUUCUUUAUCUUGUUGCUGUUCCCAGUAAAUUGUUCUUAUCCCUGCCUGGGAUCCUCUAUUUUUGUGCUUUCCAUGGGAGGUGGGAGGGCAGCGAGCAGCAGCGCGGUUUUAGCGAGAACAGGAAAUUGGGGAAUCCCAUUUCUGAACCC